AUGGAGACUAUAUUUGGUCUGAGGAAACCCACCUUCUUUCAAGAAUCACCUAGCGAAUACUUAGAUAAUACUCUUAAUCAAUCACAAAGAGAUGCGGUCAAUUUGGCACUCAAAGCUGACCAUUUGGCCCUAAUUCACGGCCCACCAGGUACCGGGAAGUCUUAUACCCUUAUCGAGAUCAUCAGACAACUUAUCAACCAAGAUAAGCGGAUCCUCGUCUGUGGUUCAUCCAAUCUGGCGGUCGAUAACAUCCUAGAGAGGUUAUCUGUUUAUAAUAUCCCAGUCACUAGAUUAGGACAUCCAGCGCGUAUACUAAACAACCUACAAACUCAGACACUCGAGUAUCAGACUUCACAUUCACACCAGAAUGAGAUUGUCAAAGAUGUCAAAAAAGAGUUAGAAGACCUAAUGAAAGAUUUGAAAGACGGUAGGAUCAAGGGGAAGCUAAAAAGAAAGAAUGCCUGGAAUGAGGUCAAAGAAUUACGAAAGGAACACCGAAAGCGCUCAAUAGGGGUUCUCAAUAGUCUUAUGACACGGGCGAAGGUUGUCUUGUGUACUCUGCAUGGUGCCGGUGGUAGACAACUUCAGCAUCAAAAAGAAUUUGAUGUUUGCGUUAUAGAUGAGUCCACUCAGGCUUUGGAACCAAGUUGUCUCAUACCUGUCCUUAAAGCAAAGAAAUUGAUCCUGGCUGGUGAUCCUUUGCAGCUUCCCCCAACUGUUUUAGCUCGUCCCGGUCAGAAGAAGAAAGAAAGGAUGAAGAUCAUUCCAAAAGAGCCUAAAACGAAGAAAGAGAAGGAAAUAUCUGAUAAGCUUGCUGAGGUUAACAUAAGUGAACAUGGAAAUGCCGCCAGUAAGAUAUCCAGAGUGGCACCUACACAACCAACAUUGAAGCCGUUAAAAUCCCUCGAGGAGUCCCUUUUCGAGAGAUUGAUUGGAAUACACGGGAACUCUAUCAAGUGCCUACUUAGCGUACAGUAUAGAAUGCACGAUAUGAUCAUGAAAUACCCCUCAGAAGCAAUGUACAACAGUAAAUUAACGGCAUACGAAGCAGUCUCUAAGCGCACACUAAUGGAACUCCCUAAUGUUGUCGACAAUGAUACAGAAAAAGACGAAGUAGAGCUGAGCUCACCGUUGGUCUUUAUAGACACAGAUGGAUAUGACUUCUUCGAGAGAAUUGACUCCGAAGAGAUGAAAAAGGGCGCAGUAGAGGAAGGAAGUAAAUACAAUGAGAAUGAAGUUGAGAUCAUUAAGCGGAAGGUUCAAGAUUUGGUGCAUGCUGGUGUUCGCGAUUCUCAAAUUGCUAUUAUCACACCAUAUCAAGCUCAAGUUGGGCAUCUUAAUAAUGCUGUAAAACCCCAAUUUCCUGGAUGUGAAAUUGGUAGUGUUGAUGGUGUACAAGGGCGUGAACAAGAGGUUGUCAUUAUGUCACUCGUUAGAUCCAAUGAAACUGGCGAAGUCGGUUUCUUGAAGGAGGAACGUAGAUUGAAUGUCGCAAUGACUCGUGCGAAAAGACAGCUGAUUAUCGUUGGUAACAGUGCAACUAUCAAGCGUGGCAGUAACUAUCUCAAGAAAUGGAUGGAUUUCCUAGAAAGCAAUGCAGAUAUACAAGUACCAGAGUAG
Molecule: messenger RNA, 1620 nt
Organism: Wallemia mellicola CBS 633.66
Lineage: Eukaryota; Fungi; Basidiomycota; Wallemiomycetes; Wallemiales; Wallemiaceae
Product: P-loop containing nucleoside triphosphate hydrolase protein
Exons: 5
Coding region: 1-1620 (539 amino acids)
Molecular function (GO): 5'-3' DNA helicase activity; ATP hydrolysis activity
Source: RefSeq, a predicted model, not a curated record